AUGGAUUUUAAUGCCAAUGGAUGUCAUCAGGUGGAAGAGAAUACGAUAUUGAGGUCUGAACUUCAGAGCAAGAUUCAGGAACUUGACAAAUAUAAAAUAAGCGAACCUUUGGCUGAAAGGUCCCAUUCUGUUGAUCAAUGGAAUGAGCGAGUUCAUCAGUCAGUGUCAUCUGCUGUUGGUGAUCCUACCAGUGUACUGGUUCCUGACAACGGGGAUCCUGCUACCCAGAGUCAUGUUUGGAAGCAGGAUUUUGCUCUCAAGGUUCGUGAAAAUGAAGAAGAGAUUAUGCAGCUAAAGAAACAUCUUGCUGACUAUUCCGUCAAGGAAGCACAAAUUCGGAAUGAAAAGUAUGUUCUGGAAAAACGCAUUGCUUAUAUGCGACUGGCCUUUGAUCAACAGCAACAGGACCUUGUUGAUGCUGCAUCAAAAGCUCUAUCAUACAGACAAGAUAUAAUAGAGGAGAACAUACGUCUUACCUACGAAUUGCAAGCUGCACAGCAAGAAAGAUCCACAUUUGUAUCAUCAUUGCUGCCUCUUCUUGCAGAGUAUUCUUGGCAGCCACCAGUUCCUGAUGCCCAGUCUAUUGUUAGCAAUGUUAAGUCAAAGCUCAAGGAGUCUCAGUAUCAAUUGGCACCUUGGCGUUCAGAUGUGAACCACUCAAAUUUUGCUCCACAGUCACCUUCUCAUGCUGCUUUGAGAAAAAGUGGCCUUGAAUUGGUGCCACAGCCAACUUAUUCCCAUGGAAAGAUACCUAUGACUUCUUCUGAUACUCAGACAGCAUCAGAUUGGGAUCCAUUGAGUCAACAUCAGAGUGGCUUGGCUGGUGGUGUUGCAAAAAAUCUAGAUCUUGAUGAUGCGGGGAGGUAUUCACCUCUUGCUGGCAGGUGA
Messenger RNA from Dovyalis caffra, 888 nucleotides. NCBI's taxonomy places the organism in Eukaryota, Viridiplantae, Streptophyta, Magnoliopsida, Malpighiales, Salicaceae. The record is from the annotation of a GenBank genome assembly.